This is a messenger RNA of Insectozyma verbasci, 519 nucleotides long. The record is from the annotation of a GenBank genome assembly. NCBI's taxonomy places the organism in Eukaryota, Fungi, Ascomycota, Pichiomycetes, Serinales, Debaryomycetaceae.
AUGAAUAAAGAAAUUGAUAGUGUCAAGUUAAUACAACAAUUGACAAAACUAUGUUCAACUGGUGAUAAUAAUGAUAAUACAUUCAAUCAAACAUUAAAUUGCUUUCAAUCAUUCAAUAAACAAAUCGAAACAACUUCUAUUCAAUUUGAUUUCUUAAUUGAAAAUCAACGUGGGUUUAAAUUUUUUGGUAUUCCUAUCUUCACAGAAAAAUCAUUACUCCCCAUAAUUGAUCCAAUAAAUUAUCAAAAUAUAAAUGGUAAGCCAGUUAAUAUUAGUUUAUCAAAUAUUGAUAAUUAUCCAUUACCUGAUUUUCAAUGGAAAUGGCUGUGGAAUAAAUGGUAUGUUUUUAUGUUUAAGGACGUGGACCCCAAUGGUUGGUUAUAUAAUAGUUUAGUAUUUCAAGAUGAUAGAAGAUGGAAAGGGAAAUACUACUUGGGUAAUACUAUAAGAAGAAGAAUAUGGAUUAAACAAAGAGAAAGAGAGCACGUGAACGAUCACGUGAGUAGUCACGUUUUAUGA